UUGCCUCCUCUCUGCCGGUGGCCUCGUGCACUCGGCUCCGCGGUCGCCCAGCGGGUGGGCCCCAUCCCGAGCUGGCCUGAUCGCAGGCGGAGCUCGCCUUGCCGCAACGAGGUCAUGGCGAACAGCCAUGCGGCGGGCCAGGCACAAAUUGCAUGGGAACGUCGCCAUGAAGAGCUUCACCGUGCACAGGCGCGCGAUUCCGUGGACGUCUUCGGCACGCCGAGGCGAGAGUACCGCCCAGUGCUCGGGUGCGCCGGCACCCCGGCGGCUACGACCGCCAGCUCGUGCCUCGAACAACAGCUGCCACAUCAUCAGCGACAGCUCAGCGACGUCACUCAGCGACAGCUGCCGCCUCUGUCGAUGCCUGGGGUCGCCUCUCCGCGGGCACCAAACCGUGUCAACGAGGCCAACCUCGAGCGCGGGGUGCCGCCUCACCAGGCGCAUCAUCACCACUUCGGCUGGACCUUGGGCGCCGCCACGGGAGCCACCGACUACAGCCCCGCAAGACGCUGGGGCAUCGGCAUGAGCCACGCGAACGAGAUCGCGCCUGUUCACAGGGCAAUCAAAAACUGCCCGGACGGCGCGGGGCGCACUGGCUCGUCCUCGGCCCGCCCCUCGCCCCGCUGGACGGCCAACUCCUGGAGAGCGAGCCCCCGGGCUCGCCUGCGCGCGGCGGGGCUCAACGCCUCCUACUCCACCUGGGGUAGUAGCAGCAAGUCCACCCAGGACGGCUGGGGCAGCAAGUCCCAGCAGGAGUCGACGGCACAGCUGUCUACGAUAGCUCCGUCGGAUGGAGUCACGGAGUUCAGCGAGCGGUCUUAG
This is a messenger RNA of Prorocentrum cordatum, 822 nucleotides long. The record is from the annotation of a GenBank genome assembly. NCBI's taxonomy places the organism in Eukaryota, Dinophyceae, Prorocentrales, Prorocentraceae.